Drosophila mauritiana is the source of this 789-nucleotide messenger RNA. RefSeq names its product histone H3.v1 (gene HP1D3csd). The record is from RefSeq and is a predicted model, not a curated record. The transcript is spliced from 2 exons. NCBI's taxonomy places the organism in Eukaryota, Metazoa, Arthropoda, Insecta, Diptera, Drosophilidae.
AUGUCGGAGAAAGAAAACAGCCUCAACAACACCGCAGGUGGUUCCCCCGCGGAAGAGGACAAGCAGGAGGAGAAAGAGCAGGAGAAGGAAAAGCCGGCAAAGAAGAAAUCUGAGGAGGCCGGUUCUUCACCGCCACCAAAGCGCAUGCGAGUCGACGAUCCGGCCCGCGGAGAGCUGGUUCGGCUGCUCGUCGAGAUGGAUGUACAACAGGCAGAGCUGGAAUUGAGCGCUAGUGGCUGCGACUCAGGGAAUCUUGGUGGCGCUGGCGGCAGCAAUUCCAAUAAGACCCAACUGGAGUCCCAAGAGUUGGAUGAGGAAGAGCAGGAGGAGGAUGAAGAGCAGGAAGAAGAAGAGGAGGAGGAUGAAGAGCAGGAAGAAGAAGAGCAGGAGGAGGGAGAGCCGACAAAGAAAAAACCCGAGGAGGCCGGUUCGACGCCGUCACCAAAGCACAUGGGUGCCGCCUAGGAAUGCUCGGUUGGUCCGCUGUACAGCUACAUGUUUGGUGACACGGUUUACUUCAUCGUCACCUGGAAGGGAUCCCCAGUUGGGGAAGCCGUGCCUGUCGAGCACAUCAAACAUGUGCACGACAAGCUACUCAUUGACUUCAUUACGUGCUUGAAGCUACAGGACUAAAAAACUCCGAAGCCCAAAAAUUUAUAAUAUAAUUAGAGCGAUCUCCCAGCCAUCAUUAAAAUACUUUGAAUCAGAUCACAAUAUAUAACUCAAAUUACUUCUUUUUUUUUGUAUUUGUCUUGUAACACAAAGCUUGCUUCAAAAUAAAACUGAAUU